This is a messenger RNA of Penicillium nucicola, 2565 nucleotides long. Its product is annotated as putative TBC domain protein. The transcript has 3 exons. Lineage: Eukaryota; Fungi; Ascomycota; Eurotiomycetes; Eurotiales; Aspergillaceae. The record is from RefSeq and is a predicted model, not a curated record. Bases 1 to 2565 code for a protein of 854 amino acids.
AUGGUUAAUGAGCUGUCUACAUCGUUCGCCGACCGGUCGGGGCCCCGUUCGUCGAUUCGUGCCGUGCCCUUCGAAAAUACCGUCCCUGUUGACGCCCCUCUUGCAAUUCGGUCGGUCUCGUUACCUACGCCAGAUGCGCCACUAGCUCCCAAUGGCCGAUCGUUAAGCACAAGCGCUACCUCGACUGGUCCCGGUGACAAUUCUUCCUCUGCAUACGCAUCACUGCACGAAAUCAAGCAUGACUCGCGUCUUGCGCCAUCCACGCCAACCGGCGAUGGAAGCCGAACAAUUCGAUCGGAGGGCCCCCCCUCGUUGCGCAGUGUGCCCAGCAUUCUUGCAGAUGAGCCAAACGCUCGUCCAAGCUCGCGACCAGGCUCACGGCCAGGUUCGCGUCCAGGCUCUCGGUGGUCGGAGCGCAAAUGGGGUGGUUUGAGGAAACGUUCGGCGGAGAUGGACAGGCAAUUUUGCUCGGAUUCGCCUCCGCCUGUACCUCGAAUCGAACGUCCCUUUUCUGGUAUUCCCCUCGAGAUACCGACGGCUGACUUGGAUGGAUUGAAUAAACCCAUGAAUUUUUCUACUCGCGGAAGCUUGAUCAAGAGCAAUGCAAACCGCCCCCGCCCGAAACCGUCCACGGAGAAGCUCGAGGCACACCCUGAACAAGUGCCAGACUUCACUCCUCAGAAGGCAGACGAAAAACCCGAGUUACAUUCCGAGAAGCAGGCCGAGAAGCAGGCCGAGAAGCAGGCCGAGAAGCAGGCCGAGAAGCAGCCGGAACAAAUCUCGGAAGACUCAACUCCUGAGUUGACCCCUUCCCCUUCCUUUACUCCAAGUCGAACGGAAGGUGAGAAUGGAACGCCGAAAGCAGUUCCGCGACGUACUCAACCGCAAGGAACCCUUCGCCCAAGACAGCUAAGUCUUCCAAGUAGGGUCAUUUCAGCGGACGAAGACAUGCUGUCACGGCGAGUUCGACUCAUGUACGAAAGGGGUGACGAUAACGUCACAGACUCUGAAGUUGCGAAAGCAAUGGCCUGCGAUAAUGGUGUUUUGUGGGAAGAGGGUGCCGCCACAGACUCCGAAGCCCCUGGCCCUCAACAAGCUGAACCUGAAACAAAGCCCCGAGCCUCAGCUGAAGUCGAGCGCAAGCGAAUUAAGAGGGAGACACAAGAGCUAGCAGGAGGUGCUGAGUAUUGGCAUGAUGUUAAAGCCGGAGAAGUCGAUCGUUAUGGCUUCAUUCGGCCUCCAACAACUGCCAAUGGCUCGGAGAUCAACCCGCUACAGCGAGUCACCACGAGUCUUCUUCUGGCUUCUGAGACACCGAGACGGAAACGUUCCAUUCGUCCCCCCUACUGCUUCCGCUGGCAACCGUUCCUUCCAUGGUCGUUCUCCAACCCGCCAAAGCUCCAUGGCUGGCCGGCCAUCGUCGUCGCAAAUGCGCCAUUGCGCCGCUCGACGUCUCGUUUACGUACUGCGACCAAUCGUCUUCCUCACAAUCGAGACCGUAAGGCCAAGGAUGAGGCUGCUGACAUGCUUACUCUGCCCACCGAGUUCGCUGCUGACCCGAGAGAAGACACUGCGAUUUCUCGCGCAAUGCGCAAGAAGGAAUGGCAGCGCGAGGACAAGUGGACGAAGAUGGCCAAGCCAACUCGGAAGACCAAAGACGGCGGUGGCAUGACCUUUGAGUUUGAUACACAUAGUUCCAAGUUGAUUGAGCGGACAUGGAAGGGCAUUCCAGACAGAUGGCGAUCCACAGCCUGGUACUCAUUCCUCGAGGCCAGUGCUAGACGUCACGCAGACAGUCCUUCUGAACAAGAGCUCGUCGAUGCUUUCCAUGAGUUUCAGUACGUCUCGUCGCCUGAUGAUGUUCAGAUCGACAUCGAUGUGCCGAGAACCAUCUCAAGUCACAUCAUGUUCCGGAGACGGUAUAGAGGUGGCCAGAGACUAUUGUUCCGUGUACUCCAUGCUAUGUCGCUAUAUUUCCCUGACACGGGCUAUGUGCAGGGCAUGGCAGCUCUCGCAGCUACCCUACUUGCAUACUAUGACGAAGAACACGCUUUCAUCAUGCUGGCAAGACUAUGGAAGCUACGGGGCCUGGAGGAGUUAUACAAGUCCGGCUUUGCUGGUUUGAUGGAAGCCUUGGCUGACUUUGAACGAGAGUGGUUGGCCGGUGGUGAAGUGGCCAGCAAACUAAAUGAAGUUGGAAUUCCACCCACGGCCUAUGGCACUCGUUGGUACCUCACCUUAUUCAACUACUCAAUCCCCUUCCCGGCCCAACUCCGGGUAUGGGAUGUCUUCAUGCUCCUUGGGGAUGCCGAAGAUACUCGGUCAGGAGCUUCGGGGAAGAAUGACGACUCUUCUGCUGACAACCCACGAACAUUCGGCCAAGGGCUUGAUGUUCUACACGCUUCGUCUGCUGCUCUUAUCGAUGGUAUGCGUGAUAUCAUCCUUGAGUCCGACUUUGAAAACAUCAUGAAAGUUUUGACUAGCUGGGUGCCCAUCAAAGACGUCGAAAUGUUCAUGCGUGUGGCCAAAGCGGAGUGGAAGGUUCAUCGCCGCCGCAAGACCUAA